UGGGCCACUUCCCGGCGCGCGGACCCCGGAGCUGCUCCCCGAGCGGACGGCGGCUCGGGCGCCCCAGAAUGCAGAACAGUUGAUCUUUCAACAGAUGAAGAGGAUGGAGCAUACGAUGCCUCAGAAACUAAGGAUGAUCAGCGUUCAUCUUCCGACAGCUCUAGCUCUCUGGAAGAAGAAUUUUCAUCAAUAGUAAAUAUCCCUGAUGCAGCUUUUAUUCAGGCAGCCCGCAGAAAACGUGAAUUGGCCAGGGCCCAAGAGGACUAUAUUUCUUUGGAUGUAAAACAUAUUUCUACCAUCGCUGAUACGAAGAAAGAUAGUGAUGAAGAUCCUGAGAGUGAGCCUGAUGACCAUGAAAAAAGAAUACCAUUUACCCUAAAGCCUCAAACACUUAGACAAAGAAUGGCUGAAGAAACAACAACCGGAAAUGAAGAAACAAGUGAAGAAAGUCAGGAAGAUGAAAAUCAAGAUAUUUGGGAACAGCAGCAAAUGAGGAAAGCAGUUAAAAUCAUAAAGGGAAGAAACCUAGAUCUUUCUCACAGUAGUGAAUUCCAAACAGUGAAGAAGUUUGAUACUUCCAUUUCAUUUCCACCAGUAAAUUUAGAAAUUAUAAAGAAGCAAUUAAAUAGUAGGGAGACUGCCCAAAGGACUAAUUUCUGCCUUAUCUAUCUUGGAACACUAAUGGGGAACUGUUAUACCUUGAAUGCCUGGGGCCACAGAAGAAUUAUCAACAUCCAAGAAAUAGAAUCAUCCAUGCAUGCACUCCUUUUAAAACAAGCCAUGACCUUUAUGAAACGCAGGCAAGAUGAAUUAAAACAUGAAUCAACGUAUUUACAACAGUUAUCACGCAAAGCUGAGACAUCAACAAAUGGAAGCUUGGCUAUAGAUGAAAAAACUCAAUGGAUUUUAGAAGAAAUUGAAUCUCGAAGGGCACAAAGAAGACAAGCAAGGGCACUUUCUGGGAAUUGUGAUCAUCAGGAAGGGACAUCUAGUGAUGAUGAACUAUCUUCAGCAGACAUAGCUGACUUCCAAAAAAGUCAAGGUGACAUUUUACAGGAUCAUAAGAAGAUCUUUGAAGAUGUGCAUGAUGAUUUUUGUAAUAUCCAGAAUAUUUUGUUAAAAUUUCAACAAUGGCGAGAAAAGUUUCCUGAUUCUUACUAUGAAGCUUUCAUUGGUUUAUGCAUACCAAAGCUUUUAAAUCCCCUAAUACGAGUUCAGUUGAUUGAUUGGAAUCCUCUUAAGUUUGAUUCCAUAGGUUUAAAACAGAUGCCAUGGUUCACAUCUAUAGAAAAAUUUAUAGAUAAUAGUAUGGAAGAUUCAAAGAAGGAAGAUAGUUCUGAUAAGAAAAUCUUGUCUGCUGUCAUCAACAAAACAAUUAUUCCACGACUUACAGACUUUGUAGAAUUCAUAUGGGAUCCUUUGUCAACCUCACAGACAACAAGUUUAAUAGCUCACUGCAGGAUGAUUCUUGAAGAACAUUCCACUUGUGAGAAUGACGUUAGUAAAGGCAAACAGGACUUACUUAAAUCCAUUGUUUCAAGAAUGAAGAAAGCAAUAGAAGAUGAUGUUUAUAUUCCUCUGUAUCCAAAAAGUGCUGUAGAAAACAAAACAUCACCACAUUCAAAGUUCCAAGAAAGACAAUUCUGGUCAGCUCUAAAGAUAUAUUCUGUCAUCGCCACCGCUUUCUUUCAACUUCAAAGGCACGUUGGUCUUUAGACAUUUUCUGUCAAU
Messenger RNA from Myotis lucifugus (little brown bat), 1731 nucleotides. Its product is annotated as GC-rich sequence DNA-binding factor 2-like. Gene Ontology annotation, cellular component: nucleus. The annotation marks the transcript as partial. Gene Ontology annotation, biological process: mRNA splicing, via spliceosome. Gene Ontology annotation, molecular function: DNA binding. The transcript has 15 exons. Lineage: Eukaryota; Metazoa; Chordata; Mammalia; Chiroptera; Vespertilionidae. The record is from RefSeq and is a predicted model, not a curated record.